AUGACAGCUAAGUCAAUGAAGAGCAUAAUAUCUGUGCCAAUAUCAGUGUCUAAAACAGCAAAAAUGAAGCUAACGGCAUCUCCAGAUAAUCUAGCAUCCAUGAUGUCCAAAGACCAAAAUAAACUUAUUCAUUUAGACCCAGUCCCAUCUUUCAAAGACAGGCAUGAAAUCAAACCGUGGCUACAGAAAAUAUUUUAUCCUCAAGGAAUCGAUAUAGUCAUCGAAAGAUCAGAUACUAGCAAAGUGACUUUUAAGUGCAGGUCCGUACGAUCGAACGUAGGGUUGAACCCUAAAUCUAAAGGUAAUUCUUCAAGGUCGCAUGCGUGUCCAUUUAGAAUUAGAGCCGCCUACUCUGUGCGGUUACAGAAGUGGAACGUGGUCGUUAUGAAUAACAUACAUGCGCAUGAGCUAAGGUUUGAUUUGAUCACUAAAACAGACGACUAUAAAAAGUUCAAGGAAAAUCUUCGUCAGAAGAAUGACGAAAAAGCUAUCAAAACAUUUGACGAAUUAGAAUAUAAGACAAGCUUAAACUUACCACUCGUUAGCCCCAUUAUAUCCUGUGACUGUGGCUUAACCAAGGAAAUUGAAGCUUUCAAUAACAUUUUUCUCCCAUUAUCAAACCCCCCCUUGACGUCUAAAAAAAAUUUGGUCAAAACGAAUAAGAACUCCGUCUUCAAAAUAAACUCUAGACAUAUGGACAAUUCAAAACAUAAGCCAAGGUUGAAAAAGAAGUUGAAUCCAGAUCUACGUACUACCGGAUUUUUGGACAAUUUUAGGACACAGAAUUCAUGUGUACCGAUGGGAAACGAAGAAUCUUUAAUGAACUUGAACGAAAUUGAUUUCACCAAUAUGUUUUGUAAUGAUAAUCCUAUCCAAAAUUCUAAUACAGGGAUGGACUUUUUUCCGGACCUUACUCCAGGUCCUACUUCCUCUUUUAUAUUUCCUUCAACACCAACAGAGCCCUUUCCACCGAACAAAACGGCUCUAGCCGCUUCGGAAUCAACAACAUCCUCCCCAAAUUUCAUGGAAACAGAUGUUACUAAUGGGGACGAGAUCAAACUUUCCAAAGAUACCAAAAGUAACGCGCCAACUUCUGAUACAGAUAUCACUACUAAUUUAGGCAAGGAGAGAAACGAAAAUUUUGGCAUACUAAACUACAACUACGAAGCAUUGCUUCACUUCAAUGAUGAGCAGUUUAAUGAAUUGAACUCUAUUGAUCCGGCUUUGAUAUCAAAGUAUUAA
This is a messenger RNA of Saccharomyces paradoxus, 1242 nucleotides long. RefSeq names its product Aft2p (gene AFT2). Gene Ontology annotation, molecular function: DNA-binding transcription factor activity, RNA polymerase II-specific. The transcript has a single exon. The coding region runs from base 1 to 1242 and encodes 413 amino acids. The record is from RefSeq and is a predicted model, not a curated record. NCBI's taxonomy places the organism in Eukaryota, Fungi, Ascomycota, Saccharomycetes, Saccharomycetales, Saccharomycetaceae.